CUCCUGCCAUCUUUAGAUCAUUAAAUCAUUAGAGAAAUAAUACAUAGCUAGCAAACUUUGUGUACAUGGAUAAACCUUCUGUCUUAGCACUUUUAGCUGUUCAUGUUCUAGUCAUAUCUCUAAAGGUGGUGCAUGGUGCUACAAUAUCUCUAUGUACCCAAACCACAUAUCCAGAACUCUGCAAUUCCUUCAUCAAAAAUAAACCUCAAGCAAGCUUAGAUGAAACCAUUUUCAGUAUGCGUGACACUGCCCUAAGGGCCACCAUGGAUAACGCUGUACAAGCUCACAAGCUCGUAUCAGUCAUGGACGUGAGCUUGUUCAACGAGCAAGGCAAGUCAGCUUGGGCUGAUUGUUUGGAGCUUUAUGAGGACACCAUUGACAAGCUCAACAGUUCUAUCACCUCUAUCAAUAAUCGAACCACCAUGGCUGAUUCUCAAACUUGGUUAAGUGCUGCAAUUGCCAAUGAACAAACAUGUCGAAACGGGUUUAUUGAUUUUGACUUGUGUUCUUAUUUGCAGUCCUUUCCCAUCAUGCUAAGUGACUUCAACAUGUUCCUUAGCAAUUCACUUGCACUCAAUAAGGCCAUGGCUUCACGAUCAACUGCAAUUUCUACUGCUGACCGGAAGCUUCUUCAAGGGGCCGGAGCAUCGAUUAAUGCCGACGUUGUGGUGUCACAAGAUGGUUCAGGUGAUUACAAGACCAUAUCCGAAGCUGUGGCUGCAUCAAGGAGUGGAAGUAAGAGAUUUGUUAUAUAUGUCAAAAAGGGAGUCUACAAGGAAAAUGUUGAGAUUAAGAAAACAAUGAAAAAUUUGAUGUUUAUUGGAGAUGGGAUUGGUGCUACCAUUGUUACUGGCAAUAAGUAUAACAAUCUUCAAGAUGGCACCAGCACUUUUCGCUCUGCAACUUUUGCUGUUUCCGGCAAUGGCUUCAUCGCCCGGGACAUGACGUUCAAAAACACGGCCGGACCUCAGAAACACCAAGCAGUUGCUCUUCGCUCCAGUUCGGAUUUCUCGAUUUUCUACAGCUGCAGGUUCAUAGGCUACCAAGACACCUUAUAUGUCCAUUCCCAACGCCAAUUCUAUCGCAACUGUGACAUCUGUGGCACUGAAGACUUCAUUUGUGGCGAUGCUGUCAUGGUUCUUCAAAACUGUAACAUAUACGUAAGAAGGCCAAUGAGUAAUCAGAAGAACACAGUCACAGCUCAAGCAAGAAGUGAUCCCAAUGAGAACACAGGGAUUGUUAUACAUAAUUCAGUUGUUACCGCGGCCUCGGAUUUGAAACCAGAGCAGGAAUCGUUUAAAACCUAUCUUGGCCGGCCAUGGGGGCAGUACUCCAGGACUGUGAUCAUGAAGACUUCUCUGGACAGCUUGAUUGACCCUGAAGGGUGGUGUCCAUGGGACGGCGACUUUGCUUUGAAAACUCUAUACUAUGGUGAGUACAUGAAUACAGGACUUGGAGCGAUGACAAGUGCUAGGGUUAAGUGGCCGGGAUAUAACAUUAUAACAAGUGGGACAGAGGCCGAAAAAUUCUCUGUUGGGAGUUUCUUGGCCGGAGAUGCAUGGAUUCCGGCCACCGAAGUGCCAUUCACUUCUGGCCUGUGAUAUGAAG
This is a messenger RNA of Ilex paraguariensis (yerba mate), 1608 nucleotides long. The record is from the annotation of a GenBank genome assembly. NCBI's taxonomy places the organism in Eukaryota, Viridiplantae, Streptophyta, Magnoliopsida, Aquifoliales, Aquifoliaceae.